CUUCGUGUACAUACUAAGGAAAUGGGAAGCGAUUGCGUGCUCUGCUUGCUGUGUGCUAUAUUGCUAUUGGUUCCCACUUUUAGUUGAUUGUUUGAAGACGUCUGUUGUUUCCCUCUAAUGAGCUCCUGAGACAGAACAAAGUUACAAGGAGUUCACCAACGAACGUCAUACAAUCAUCAAUAAUAUUUCCUUCUGCGUGAACAAAUCUCUGAGACACAUGAACAAAUAAUUGUUCACAGUCUUGUCUUCAUUCAACCUGACAAUUUUGAAAGUUUAUACUUUAAAAGGAUCGCUGAUUACUGUUCACGUUUCAAAUCAGCGGUAGACUUUCAUUAACAUUAGAAUAAGUUUGCUGUUUAGUAUUUAUUUACUAUUUAUUAUUGUUGAAGAUAAAGAUAACUUUUUCAUAAGAUUGUCAUGACCAUGAGUUUUCGUGGCUGUGAUUCUUGUCAAUAUUAAGUCUUGUUCUGUUUUAACCUCUGCUUCUUGAGCCAGUAAAUAUUUUACGACGCUUCAGUUCAUGAACCAUCAUCAAAAGUUCAUUCGAAUGUACCAUUUAUGUUCGUUACGUUGAAUUAAUAUUCGGACUGCGGUCAAAAAUAUCAGAAGCCGACUCUUACUAAUCAAUUUUUGAAUCCAGUCAGUUUUUAUCGCAAAUAUUGGUAUUGAGGGUUGUUUGUUCCUUGUGAUUUGAAGAGAUCAACGGUUAAAAUAGGCAAAUAUCAUAUCUAUUUUCAGAGCUUGGGAUCUAUUAAAUAAAUAUGAAAAUUGAAAUUUCCCUUCUUAGGAAUUGACAAUGCUUGCGUAAUUUCCAGUUCUUCAGUUUUACCAUUGUCUGCUAGUGAUUCUAAUUUAUUUGUCGGUCCAUUCGGAAAUUAUUCGUGAAUUUGAUCACGCCGUUUGGAAAAGCGUGAAAACAAUUUUUUGUUGAAAAAUACUGCAUUUAUACUCCGAGUGAAAUUGCGUCAUUCCAAUUACAUAUCUUCAGCUUUGUGCUGUUUAGUAAUCGGACGGAAUUUGUUCACAAAGUGUUCACGUUUGUUCAAGUAGACAGCGACUUACUAGACUUCGCAAAAAUAGCCUAUUGGUCGUGGUAGUAAUAAAUGAAGUAUUCUGUAGUUAAAUUUUCGAUCAGAAAGACGCUCGUCAUAUUCAUACGGUGUGGUGUCCCUUCACCUGAAGUAACAAAUCGACGUGAACAAAUUUGCCGACACGAUUUUAUUAUCUUCGCUUGCUCGGGAGAUUGUGGUUGUUUCUUGUCUUGUGGUGCUAGUUUCAAAGUCCAUAUUAAACAUUACUAUUUAUGCUAAAUAGUUGGAUCAGUUAGAAAAGUUUGUUUGAUUCGAAUCUUUGUUUUCAUCACAAAAUUAAUUUGCAUCAAAUUCGAAUUGUAUUUCUCGAUUUGAUUUUCUCGGUUUGAACUCACACUUUGAAGCGAACGAAUAGUCACGACUUUAUUCAUUUCGUAAACAUCCUUUGCCCUUCCCAGAUCGGAAACUGGUCUAAUUUUAAUUUGAACCUUGUCCGAAUUUAUCCGAUCCAUAAGUUCAGUAUAGUAAUCUACAAACCAGCAUCCACUAGUUUUGAUAGUGAUAAUUCAGAUCCAACAGUUAAUGUGCUAUAAGCCACCAACGAGAAAUCUCAAAAACAACGGAAGUAUGUCCAAGCCAUACAGCUGGUUGUUCCACCUACUCUUUGCCAUCUUCGGAACCGGAUCGUGGCUCGCCAUCAAUGGAAUCUUCUCAGAACUCUCAUUCCUCGUUCAGACAGCCCCGGAAAGCUGGAAUCUGGCUUCGAGUCUAACCCUGACAAUCCAGCUGGGAAAUAUCAUCCCUUUCCUGUAUGUAAUCGCAGGCAGGUUGAGAAAGUUUAGACACACAGAGCAUGUCGUGAUAUAUGUGAUCCUAGCUAUAGGAUGCAUGUCUUCAGUGCUCCUCGCAUUUUUCUGGGACAAAACGGAAACAUUCGGUGGAAAACCUCACAGUUUGUAUCUUCUGAUGUUCACCUUCACCCUUGCAGCUGUCGAUUGCACAUCAUCAGUUACAUAUUUUCCAUUCAUGGCCAAGUUCCCAGAAAAAUUCAUAGUUUCUCUGAUGAUUGGAGAAGGGUUUUCUGGACUAAUUCCAAGUGUUCUGGCACUGGCUCAAAAUGCGGGAACCGAAAAAGUAGUCUCAGCUCAAUCAACAACACACGAGAGCUUGUCCGGAAACACGACAGAAGCUCCUUCGAACUCAACAUACUGUUUCACAAACGCUCAUUUCUCAGAGAAAACCUACUUUUUGCUAAUAUUUGUCCUGUUUCUGAUAAGUGGCGUGGCAUUUUUCAUCAUAAAUCUUCUACCGAGUCCCGGAAGUCAAAAUCCUACGCUGACAAUCGUAAAAAGAAACGGGAGUAGUUCUACUAGCAAUCGAAGUUCGAAUCCCAGCGAGUACGGAAGCGAUGAUUCGAACUAUGACCGAGAAAUGGACCCUCUUAAAACCCUGAUUAGCUCUAAAGACCAUUCGGCUCCCACAGCGGGACAUACUGCAAUGAGGAACUCAGACAUGCUGGGAACAUUCGAAUAUUCUGUGGAUUUUCACCUGGAGCCUCAAGAUGAAGAGAAUAAUGUGGUGACUGAACCGAUCAGAAUAGAGGUUCCGACGACGAAUAGCAGCUCCACUUUCAUACAUUCUGUAGCGGGAACAGUUGUGACUCAGUCUGAUUUGGCCCACUUUGCAUUUCUAUUUAGUGUCUGUUUCCUCUUCAAUGGUGCUCUGCCGUCCAUUUCCACCUACAUUUUGCUGCCAUAUGGAAACGAAGAAAUGCUGGUGAUUUCAAAUAUCGGAAACAUUGCCAACCCUGUCACGUGUAUAAUACUCAUGUUCUUGCCUUUGACAAAUAGUCUAACACUCAGUGGCGUGUCUACCUUACUGACCGUUAUUUCGUCAGUUGUUCUCACCUGUUUUGCAAUCACUGCACCCCCCAUGACUGGCCAAGUGUCAGGCGCGAUGGCCGUAGGUGUUCUCUGGGUGUUUUUCAAGACCGUAGCGACUGUUGCACGGGUGGUGCAAGCGAACGCGUGUAAAUCACGAGGCAAGGAACAUCUCUUCCUGUACGGUGCAGUAACCCAAGCCGGAUCCUUCUUCGGUGCUCUUAUCUUCUACGUUUUGUGUAAUCAUACCUCAAUCUUUGUUCCUGCUUACUCAGACUGCUAGUUCUUGUAUCACAUUCACAUCCAUGUCAGUCUUUGUGCCAGCCAAAACUUUUAGAAUUGAACUUUGUCCAAGUCUAACAAUGUUCUUUAGUUUAAAUUUUGUUGUUUAUGAAAUGUAAAUGUUUUUAUAUAUUUGUAUGCUGGCGAAUGAUUAUGUUAAAAUGCUGCUUCACAAUAUCGAUAUUUUGCUGUUUUCUUUCACAAUUUAUGAAUAUCCUAAUGCAGCCUUAGUUGAAA
Symsagittifera roscoffensis is the source of this 3430-nucleotide messenger RNA. RefSeq names its product solute carrier family 52, riboflavin transporter, member 3-B-like. The record is from RefSeq and is a predicted model, not a curated record. Gene Ontology annotation, molecular function: riboflavin transmembrane transporter activity. The transcript has a single exon. Gene Ontology annotation, cellular component: plasma membrane. NCBI's taxonomy places the organism in Eukaryota, Metazoa, Xenacoelomorpha, Acoela, Convolutidae. The coding region runs from base 1614 to 3194 and encodes 526 amino acids. Gene Ontology annotation, biological process: riboflavin transport.